AUGGCUCACGCGCAUGGCCACCAUGAGCUGCUGCAGCAGCGGGCCAAGUCUCCUCCACAAGUGGCCCUAGUGGUCUCUGUCCUGCUCGUGUGUCCUCUCCUCGUCCUCCUCCUGGUGCGCCGCUGCAUUGGAACCACGGCGUCGACGGCCACCGCAAGAGCCAGAGAAGAGCUGCUGAGCAAGCUGCCUUCGCCUCCCCGCAGGCUCCCCGUCAUCGGCCACCUGCACCUCGUCGGCCGCCUCCCGCACGUCUCCCUCCGUGACCUCUCCGCCAAGCAUGGCCGCAACGGCCUCAUGCUCCUCCACCUCGGCGCCGUCCCCACGCUCAUCGUCUCCUCGCCGAGCGCCGCGCAGGCCGUGCUGCGCACGCAGGACCACAUCUUCGCAUCCCGAGCUACCUCCCCCGUCACCGACAUCCUCUUCUACGGCUCCACGGACGUCGUCUUCUCGCCCUACGGCGAGCACUGGCGCCAGGUCAAGAAGAUCGUCUCCGCGCACCUCCUCGCCACCAAGAAGGUCCGGGAGAAAGGCCGGAAUAAACUCUUCCAAGAGCUCGUCGACGCGAACUCGUCCCUCCUAGGGGGUUUCAACCUAGAGGACUACUUCCCGGUGCUGGUGAAGCUGGACAUCAUCAAGAGGAUGGUGUGUGCAAAGGCCCACAAGGUGAAGAAGAUGUGGGAUGACUUGCUCAAUACACUCAUUGAUGACUAUGCAAGCAUGCCAGCGUCGAAAUGUGAUGGGGACGAGACUUACUUCAUUGAUGUCUUACUCUCUCUUCAAAAAGAGUGCAAACUCACGAGAGACCAUACUAAAGCGCUGUUGGAGGUCGUGUUCGAAGCUGGCACAGAUACAUCAUUCACAGUGUUGGAAUAUGCAAUGGUUCAGCUCAUGCGAAACCCCCGCCUCAUGAACAAGCUACAAGCCGAGGUGAGAAACGCUAUAGCCAAGGGAAAAAAGAUGGUUACAGAAGACGAGCUGGAUAGCUUAGGAUACCUAAAGGCAGUUAUCAAAGAGACACUUCGACUCCAUAUGCCGGCACCGCUCCUUGUGCCCCACUUCUCCAUGGCCGAUUGCAACAUAGAAGGAUACACGAUACCAUCAGGAACACGUGCCAUUGUCAAUAGUUGGGCUCUUGCAAGGGAUCCUAGCUAUUGGGAGAAAGCAGAGGAGUUCAAGCCUGAGCGGUUCAUGGAAGGAGGUAGUGCCACAGCUAUAGACAAUAAGGGAAAUGAUUUCCAAUACUUGCCAUUUGGGGCAGGGCGAAGGAUGUGCCCGGGUGCAAACUUUGCAAUUGCCAAUACCGAAAUCAUGCUCGCAAACCUUGUCUACCACUUCAAUUGGGAGCUCCCUAUGGAAUUAGCGAAGAAAGGCAUCGAUAUGACUGAAUCGUUUGGGGUGAUAGUGCGUCGUACAAAGAAACUCCUCCUUGUCCCUAUAGUUCCACAAGAUUAA
Messenger RNA from Miscanthus lutarioriparius, 1452 nucleotides. The record is from the annotation of a GenBank genome assembly. Lineage: Eukaryota; Viridiplantae; Streptophyta; Magnoliopsida; Poales; Poaceae.